Messenger RNA from Prunus armeniaca (apricot), 183 nucleotides. The record is from the annotation of a GenBank genome assembly. NCBI's taxonomy places the organism in Eukaryota, Viridiplantae, Streptophyta, Magnoliopsida, Rosales, Rosaceae.
AUGUUUUCUCUGGUGAUCCCAGUGCUUGGUUUGAACCCAGAUAUGCUUCUGGGUGGGAAGAAGGUGGCCACAUCAAAAAGUGGGGGGCUAAUUGUACUGUUCUUGAUAUCACAAUCUCCUCGAGAUACUGAAGCCCAGCUGUUUAGGAACGUGAUGACUGAGAAGGCAUCGACAAUUUUGUGA